AUGAAUACUGUCUCCGAAAGCAUUCCCGCUCUAUUAAAGUUCUUCAAGCUGACUAGGAUCCUGAACGACGAACCUGAAAAAUGCCGUCUUACUCUCCUUGGAACUCUUCCAGGUUCAUGGGCCGAUAAGACCACCAUUUUGAACUCAGAUGAACGUCUGCAAGCCAUCGUUCGACUAGAAAAAACAGCGUUCGUAACAGGAUGUGCCGAAGAACUUUUCCACCCAGAUGAUGCCGUCGCUCUGAUAUCUGGAACAAGACUCCUAGGGUCAACGGAUAUCUACUCUUGGCUUUCAGGAUGGAUGUCGCCAACUGUUUCAAUGCAAAAACAACACGGGGACGUAAAGAUCAAUAUCGUCUGUCCAGCGACUGAAGUACACGUCAAGAAGUACUCGAAACAACUGUCUAUUCUUGUCCAGGAAACGCCAGCCCUAUACCAACACAUUGUUGAACCAUUCAUCUCCAGGUUUCCUGCUGCACGUACACAAUGGGUGACCGAAAUCCUUGAAGGUCGUGCUGAACAGGACAAAAUCCUUUUUGCCUCCGAAGAGGUCAUCAUCCUUCCCGACAUGAAGUGGGAUCUACAUACCAUCGGUAGCCUUUACCUCGUUGCGAUCGUCCGCGAUCCCCGAUUACGGAGCCUUCGGGACUUGCGUGGAGAGCACGUUCAACUUUUGAAGAAUAUCCGAGAUGAAGCCUACAAAGUUACAGGUGAUCGAUGGGCGAUAGGCAAGGGCGGCUUGCGGUUGUUCAUACACUAUCAACCAAGUUAUUAUCGUUUUCACGUUCAUAUAGUUAAUGGCAACUAUGAUUCUGGUGUUGGGAUGAUCGUGGGUCAAGCGCACCUGCUGGAGGAUGUUAUAUCAUUACUCGAAAUCAACAGUAGCAUCUUUGAGGUCGUAACACUGACAUAUGGAUUGGGAGAACAACACGGUUUGUACGGGUCUAUGAAAGCCGCACAAGCCCUAGUCUAA
Marasmius oreades (fairy-ring Marasmius) is the source of this 972-nucleotide messenger RNA. RefSeq lists its product as uncharacterized. Bases 1 to 972 code for a protein of 323 amino acids. NCBI's taxonomy places the organism in Eukaryota, Fungi, Basidiomycota, Agaricomycetes, Agaricales, Marasmiaceae. Gene Ontology annotation, molecular function: hydrolase activity; RNA 7-methylguanosine cap binding. The transcript is spliced from 8 exons. Gene Ontology annotation, biological process: deadenylation-dependent decapping of nuclear-transcribed mRNA. The record is from RefSeq and is a predicted model, not a curated record. Gene Ontology annotation, cellular component: nucleus; P-body.